Molecule: messenger RNA, 477 nt
Organism: Homalodisca vitripennis (glassy-winged sharpshooter)
Lineage: Eukaryota; Metazoa; Arthropoda; Insecta; Hemiptera; Cicadellidae
Exons: 1
Coding region: 1-477 (158 amino acids)
Source: RefSeq, a predicted model, not a curated record
AUGUUCAGGACACUUGCUAGCCCGCUGCUGGAGUAUUAUUCUGUGGUCUGGUCCCCAUACCAACAUGGACAUAUCAAACAGCUCCAGUCAGUGCAGAGACACUUUGUGCGAUUUCUAGGAUACCGCUCUGGUAUGAGAUACUUUGACGUCUCAGUGGACGAGCUGUCGGUUGCGUAUGGUCUUCGGAGUCUGGAGUGCAGACGAAGAGUUGCUGAUAUCUCCUUCCUGUCCAGGCUCAUAAACUGCCAGAUCAAUUGCUCCAGCCUACUUGAGAUGAUCCGGUUCCGCAUCCCUACAGGGCCAAGGCAGCAGCAUUUGUUCGAGCUGAGUCAUGCCGCCAGGAACUACCUCCGACAUAGCCCCAUCCCACGAUUGAUGCGACUUGGCAACGACAUUUGCUCGUCUGUGGAUUUUUUCUCCACAUCCCUUCGAGCCAUCAAACGCAUUGCUGCGGACUCCAGCCCAGACCUGCAUUAG